This is a messenger RNA of Perkinsus marinus ATCC 50983, 1890 nucleotides long. Its product is annotated as DEAD box ATP-dependent RNA helicase, putative. The record is from RefSeq and is a predicted model, not a curated record. Lineage: Eukaryota; Perkinsozoa; Perkinsida; Perkinsidae. Bases 1 to 1890 code for a protein of 629 amino acids. Gene Ontology annotation, molecular function: nucleic acid binding; ATP binding. The transcript has 14 exons.
AUGCUUGAAUACAGUCCUCCUCCUGCGGCAACCGAUGCGACACCAGUUGGAGAGGGCAGCCUGAGGCGGCCCCUGAGUGCCGAUGUCCCUAUGCCUAACAGGUUCACCUCGUUCGACAGGGUUAACUCCUUCCAUCGGUUCGGCUUGGACAAGGAGCUCCUUGUUAGUCUGCAUAGUUCUGGUGCCGUCACACCCACCAGAACGCAGGAGGUGUGCAUACCCGCUAUAAUGGAGGGCCAGUCGGUGCUCGUAGUGGCACAGACUGGGUCAGGGAAGACUAUGGCUUACGUGUUGCCUAUCCUCCAUAGACUCCUGAGGUCCAAUCCUGACAACCUCUACCCUCUGGAGAACAAGCCCAGAGCGGUCAUUCUGGUGCCCACUAGGGAGCUCGCGAUACAAGUGAUUAAAGUAGUGCGCCAACUGACAGCACAAGGCUGUAGAGAGGUUACUAGCACUGGUUUGGCUGCUGGGUUAAGCUAUGUUAAAGAGGCGAGGGCUCUCAACCAAGGAAGGGGAGAUGUCGUGGUGUGUACUCCUGCGAGGUUGCUCCUGCAUCUGAUGAAGGGAAAUGUGAAGUUGGGCGAAGUGACGCAUCUUGUGAUAGAUGAGGCCGAUACCUUGUGUGAUACCUUCUAUGAGAAGGAGGUUGCCGAUGUAAUUUCCAAGACAUUCAAGGCCCGAGGCGCCGCGAGGUCUGCCCCUCUGGUGGCCUUCGUGGGCGCUACAAGGACAGGAGCGGUCAGUAACUUCGUACGAACCUCCGUCCCGACCCAUGUGGUGGUGAACCAAGUCGUUGCUCCCGAUGCUCACAUGACCGUCCCAGCUCUCGAACAAGUAAGUUGGUACACCGUCGAGGUCUUCGUCCCGAUGGGGGGCCGUAAGAGAAGUAACGCCUUGGUUGACACACUUGAAGAGCGACAAGUGCGAGGCCAGAAGACCCUUAUAUUUACCAACACUGUAGCACGGUGUAGAGGAGUUGCCAAGAUGCUCGAGGCUGAGGGCUAUAGUGUCAGCUUACUCCACGGGGAGAUGGCCUUCAAGAACCGACGGAAGGAGUUCGCCUCAUUCAAGGGUGCCUCAAAGACUGGCACACCAGCGAAGGAAAUUAUGGUUUGCACCAAUCUGGCUAGUCGAGGCUUGGACUUUGACGAUGUGGGCCAUGUGGUUAUGUACGAUUUCCCUUACACGCUGGCGGACUACAUUCACAGAGUCGGCCGAACGGCAAGAGCAGGUUGGAAAACGAUUACGAAGAAGCGGAAGACGUUUUCCCUGCCAGGCCGAGCAGGUCGAGUUACGGUACUGUUUCGGAAGAAAAAUCUCCCAGUGGUUCGGAAAAUUCAAGAGGCCAGUCGGGCGUCGAGGCCUCUAGAUGUCCGAUUCGCGUCUAAGAGCAUCAAUAAAAUACUAAAACUAGAGAAGCUGAAGCAGGACCUUGAGACGAAAAAGGUGAAGUUGAAAAAACGUAGUGCUUAUGAUUGGUAUCUUGCCCGUCGCAAGAAGAUGGGUUUACCACCAAGGGACAAUCUGUGUGGGCCUGCUAAGCGGGCUGUUAUACAGGAAUGGCGAAAGCGGUACCGCAUGGAUAAGAAGUUGGUGGAAUUGGUAAGCCGAGGAAGGUUGAAGAAGGGCGAGGUCUUACCCAAGAUGCCCAAUCAUAACGUAACGCGGAGCGACUCGCAAGAGCAGUCGGUGCUCAAAAGGGACGCGGAUACGGGGUCGAUGUUGCGUGUUAAUGUCCGACGUAGCGAGCGGCUUCUGGUUAAAAAAGGCCUCCUUAAACCAGCUGAUGAUGAGGAAGGUCAUGUUGAGAUCAGAGAUGUCCAAGUUGGUGAUGGUAUCGUAUUACCCAAGAAGGAACGGACAAAGCGAGAGAAUCGUAUGGUGUUCUGA